CUGGGGUGAGAGGCAAACAGACAAAGCCUCUAGGAGCAGAUGCCUGGUGCCUUCACCCCUGGGGAGGACAGGCUGCCUGAGGGGGAUAAUGAUUGCUGCUGGGUCUCUAAAUUGAGGGGACAGCUAAAGCCCAAAGCUUCUUCUAAGGGAGGUUAGAAUUUCAUCAGAAAACAAGUCUGGUCACAUGAGAAUUUCUGGCACUGUGUGCAUGGCAGGCUGGACACCAGCCUGCCGGAAUUGAGCGAGUGGAUCGUACUGGCUUCAGCGGAGGGGAAAAGUCCCAGCCUGGCCUGGAGGAAGGAGCCGCCUGACUGUGGGCACGAGCAGGGUAGCUGCUGCAUGGGACGGGGCUCUAACGCCCCAAGCCCCCUUUCUUCUAACCCUAGAGAAAGUGUGUGGUCCAGGGACCGAAGACCGAAAGAUGCCUAAGGAAUGCAAUGCUUUCCACGCCCUCUCGGCAGCUCUGUGCUGCUUCUAUCACCGCAAGUCUUUUCUUGGAGUCAAGUUCUCCAAGGAGAGGCACAUCAUGGACAGGACCCCCGAGAGGCUGAAGAAGGAGCUGGAGGAGGAGCUGCUGCUGAGCAGCGAGGACCUGCGCAGCCACGCCUGGUACCACGGCCGCAUCCCCCGACAGGUGGCAGAAAACCUCGUGCAGCGGGAUGGCGACUUCCUGGUUCGUGACUCUCUGUCCAGCCCCGGAAACUUUGUCCUGACCUGUCAGUGGAAGAACCUCGCUCAGCACUUCAAGAUCCAGCGGACGGUGCUGCGGCUCAGCGAGGCCUAUAGCCGCGUGCAGUACCAAUUUGAGAUGGAGAGCUUCGACUCCAUCCCCGGCCUGGUGCGCUGCUACGUGGGCAACCGCCGGCCCAUCUCCCAGCAGAGCGGAGCCAUCAUCUUCCAGCCCAUCAACAGGACAGUGCCCCUGCGGUGCCUGGAGGAGCGCUACGGCACCUCUCCAGGCCGGGCCCGGGAGGGCGGCCUCACUGAGGGAAGGCCCGACAUGGCCAAGAGGCUGAGCCUCACCAUGGGCAGCGUCCAGGCCCGAGAGCAGGGCUUGCCCAGGGGAAACCUCCUCAGAAAUAAAGAGAAGAGUGGGAGCCAGCCAGCCUGCCUGGAUCACAUGCAGGACAGAAGAGCCUUGUCCCUCAAAGCCCACCAGUCGGAGAGUUACCUGCCCAUUGGCUGUAAGCUGCCCCCUGGUGUGGACACAAGCCCCUGCCCAAACUCACCCGUCUUCAGGACGGGCAGCGAGCCCACCCUGAGCCCGGCGGUGGUUCGGAGGGUCUCUGCGGACUCGAGGGCGGGGGAGGCGCUGAGGGGCUCAGACAGCCAGCUGUGCCCCAAGCCACCCCCCAAGCCCUGCAAGGCGCCCUUCCUCAAGGUCCCCCCGUCCCCAUCCACCUGGCUCAACUCCGAGGCCAACUACUGUGAACUGAACCCAGCCUUUGCCACGGGCUGUGACGGGGGAGCAAGGCCGCCCUUCUGUGCCCAGGACAGCUAUGUGGAGCUGCUGACAGCCAAGCAGAACGGGGCACCGGGUCCCCGGAACUCUGGCACCAACUACUUGAUCCUUGAUGACGAUGAUGGGGCAAGGCCUCGGGAGCAGCCGGCAGCGCAGGUAGACAAGGGGCAGGAGGACAAGGGCAAGUUUGUAAUGCCCCUCCUGGAGACCGCCUCCUCGUUCAGGCCCAAUGACUUUGAGUCGAAGCUCCUUCCUCCUGAGAACAAGCCCCUGGAAACAGCAAUGCUGAAGCGUGCAAAAGAGCUGUUCACCAACCGCGACCCCAAGGUCAUCGCCCAGCACAUGCUGAGCGUGGACUGCAAGGUCACUAGGAUACUCGAAGUCUCUGAAGAGAUGAGGAAGAACAUGGGCGUGAGCUCGGGGCUGGAGCUCAUUACCUUGCCUUAUGGUCACCAGCUGCGCCUGGACAUAAUUGAAAGACACAACACGAUGGCCAUCGGCAUUGCAGUGGACAUUCUGGGCUGCACGGGCACUUUGGAGGACCGAGCAGCCACCCUCAAUAGGAUUAUCCAGGUGGCGGUGGAGCUGAAAGACUCCAUGGGGGACCUCUAUUCUUUCUCGGCCGUCAUGAAAGCCCUGGAAAUGCCGCAGAUCACAAGGUUAGAAAAAACGUGGACUGCCCUGCGGCACCAGUACACCCAAACUGCCAUCCUCUAUGAGAAACAGCUGAAGCCUUUCAGCAAAAUCUUGCACGAAGGCAGAGAGUCCACAUGUGUUCCCCCAAACAAUGUUUCAGUCCCACUGCUGAUGCCUCUUGUGACCUUAAUGGAGCGCCAGGCUGUCACUUUUGAAGGAACUGACAUGUGGGAAAAAAACGACGAAAGCUGUGAGAUUAUGCUGAACCAUUUGGCAACAGCCCGACUCAUGGCAGAGGCUGCAGACGGCUACCGGAUGAAUGCCGAGAGGAUUCUGGAAGGUUUUCAACCAGAUGAAGAAAUGAGUGAAAUCUUCAAGACUGAAUUUCAGAUGCGAUUGCUGUGGGGCAGCAAAGGUGCACAAGUCAAUCAGGCAGAGAGAUACGAGAAAUUCAACCAGAUUUUAACUGCCCUCUCACGUAAAUUGGAACCUCCUCCUGUAAAGCAGGCAGAGCUUUGAUAACUCUCCAGAGAACCUGAGGAUAUUCUUUCAAGCUUCUCCAGUUUCUUCUUUGGGAAAGCUUAUGAUUUGAUAAAGUAAUAAUGUGCAAAUCUGACAAUAUACAAGCUUUUAGUAUCCACAGGAUAUUAAACAUGUAAAUUGCACAGAGCACACUUAUUUAUGAACUGUUUAAAAUUACUACUGAUUUUUUAAAUGAAUGAUAAUUUAUUAUUAGGGUAACUAUUGCUAAUGUUGAUCAGCAAAUUUAAGAGAAGACCUAGCCUAGCUAUGUUGGCUGGUUGCUUUAUAUUACCAAGGUAUUUGACCAUUUUAGUUUUAAUUCCAUGUCAGAUAAGUGUAAAUAGAAAAGACUUUAAAAGCAUGAAACAUUUCAGAAGGUAUCAGUUGUAUGAUAUUCUUUAAAUAUGAAAAGUGUAAAUAGUCAUGAAAAUAUAUCUUUUUGUGAAACAAUUGUAUCCAGUCUCUUUAAUGUUAAACCACUCAUCAUAGUACAGUAA
Messenger RNA from Ceratotherium simum simum (southern white rhinoceros), 3117 nucleotides. RefSeq names its product BCAR3 adaptor protein, NSP family member (gene BCAR3). The record is from RefSeq and is a predicted model, not a curated record. NCBI's taxonomy places the organism in Eukaryota, Metazoa, Chordata, Mammalia, Perissodactyla, Rhinocerotidae. Gene Ontology annotation, biological process: positive regulation of peptidyl-serine phosphorylation; small GTPase-mediated signal transduction. Gene Ontology annotation, molecular function: phosphotyrosine residue binding; guanyl-nucleotide exchange factor activity.